Molecule: messenger RNA, 1440 nt
Organism: Mus musculus (house mouse)
Lineage: Eukaryota; Metazoa; Chordata; Mammalia; Rodentia; Muridae
Gene: Actrt2
Product: actin-related protein T2
Exons: 1
Coding region: 191-1324 (377 amino acids)
Biological process (GO): cytoskeleton organization
Cellular component (GO): cytoskeleton
Source: RefSeq, marked validated
GAGAGGAAAGCAGACCACCUCGGAGGAUGGAGGGUUCCCGGGCACUGGGGUGGGUUUGCUAGCUGUGCCUGGGAGGCCUCCAGGAACCCUGGAAUCCUGUGAACUUCCAGGGCAACCUAUUGUGACACGAACUGGUCCAAGAAAACUCACCUGGCUGUAUUUUGUGUCACCAGAAGGGAUUGCCGCAGACAUGUUUAACCCACUGGUACUAGAUUCUCCUUCUGUGAUUUUUGACAACGGAUCUGGACUCUGUAAGGCAGGACUGUCUGGGGAGAUUGGGCCCCGUCAUGUCACCAGCUCUGUCGUGGGGUACCCGAAGUUCAAGGCGCCCCCCACGGGAGCUAGUCAGAAGAAGUACUUUGUCGGGGAAGAAGCCCUGUACAAACAGGAGGCCUUGAGCCUGCACUACCCCAUUGACCGGGGUCUGGUCACGAGCUGGGACGAUGUGGAGAAACUCUGGAGACAUCUCUUCGAAUGGGAACUGGGUGUGAAGCCCUGCGAACGACCCGUGCUCGUGACGGAACCCUCCCUGAACCCCAGGGAGAAUCGCGAGAAGACGGCAGAGAUGAUGUUUGAGACCUUCGAGGUACCUGCCUUCUACCUGUCAGACCAGGCAGUGCUGGCGCUCUACUCCUCUGCCUGUGUCACAGGCCUGGUGGUGGACAGUGGGGAUGGGGUCACCUGCACUGUCCCCAUCUAUGAAGGUUACUCCCUGCCUCACGCAGUCAGCAAGCUUUACGUGGCCGGCAAAGACAUCACAGAGCUCCUCACCCGGCUGCUGCUGGCCAGUGGACGAGCCUUUCCAUGCCCACUGGAAAAGGCCCUGGCGGAUGACAUCAAGGAGAAGCUGUGCUAUGUGGCCCUGGAGCCUGAGGAGGAGCUGUCUCGGCGGGCAGAAGAUGUCUUGAGAGAGUACAAACUGCCCGACGGGAAUGUCAUUUACAUCGGAGACCAGCUGUACCAGGCUCCUGAGGUCCUGUUCUCACCAGACCAGUUGGGCACCCAUGGUCCAGGGCUGGCACAGAUGGCAUCUAACAGCAUAACCAAGUGUGAUGCUGACAUACAGAAGACACUCUUUGGGGAGAUUGUCUUGUCGGGGGGAAGCACGCUGUUUCAGGGGCUGGAUGACAGGCUCCUGAAAGAACUGGAACAGCUGGCUUCCAAGGGGGUCCCCAUCAAAAUCACAGCGCCGCCCGACCGCUGGUUCUCUACGUGGAUCGGGGCCUCCAUUGUCACGUCUCUGAGCAGCUUUAAGCAGAUGUGGAUCACUGCUGCAGACUUCAAAGAGUUUGGAGUGUCCGUGGUCCAGAGGCGGUGCUUCUGAAGGGCUGCACAGUCCCAGUAGCUGCAGUGUCCCUUGCAAGGGACACCCAUGGGAAGAGAGCCUCUCCCAUGGCCUUUAGCACCACAUUUAAUUAAAGAUGAAUAGUGAUACACUUG